CUGGAGAUAUUGAACUUUGAACGCAAUCGACGUGAGAUAUUGAAGGACGAGUUGAAAGAGGUUGAUACAGAAUAUACAUAUGGCGAGUUUAAGGCUUCUUCUUUUGGUACAACGCUGCAAAUCGAUUGGGAUUUGUACUUUAAGAGCGCGCUUGGCAAACCACUGAAGCAAAGCGACACUGUUGUGGUGCAUAAGAAGACCAAGCUGGCAAAAGUUUUCGAAUUUCUGCAGCAAACAACAAUGACGCGAUUGCUGAAUUGGAUUUGGAUUGACUAUUUGAUGGACAAGAGCAGCGCUGACUGCCAGGCACUCGCGCAACACUUCUUUCAGCCCGUCUAUCAUCACAUUGUCGAACACGCCUUUCUCGAUAAAGUGCAAAUGGCGCAGCUGUAUUCGAGCAUCGGUCGCGCCUUUGACGACCAACUGCCCGCCAGCGCUUGGAUCGAUGAAAUGUCCCAGCAGAAUUCACAUCUCUUUCUGGGUCGCGUCAUGCAUCUCACCCUAAACGGCGAUGACAAUUUAGACGCCGACUAUGCCAAAUUGCAAAUCACCAACCGCAAUUUCUAUCGUAAUCUCGAGAAAGUGCAGCGCAUGCUGGCGCAACAAAGCAAGAAUCCGCGCCAUGUCACGCGCGUCGGCAGCGCUUCAAUUGCCGACACCACAAAAAUCGCNGAGCAGUGGCAGCAACACAAUGAGCGUUUGGUGCGUCGUUUAGACACUUUGUUGGCCGCGGGUCGUUUACAAUUAUCCAUGGCGAAACUUUACUUCAUCGGCUCAGUGCUAACUGAGUGUAGGCAACUGGAGAGUGUUGAGAAAAAGCAGCUGCUAAAGGGAUAUUUGCGUAACUCAUUGAAAUUUAAGCAGGCAUUCCGAUGCCGCACAACGGAUGAAGUGUAUGCGCGUAAUACAUGCAAAGUGCUCUGAAUGAAGUGGCA
Messenger RNA from Rhagoletis zephyria (snowberry fruit fly), 935 nucleotides. RefSeq lists its product as uncharacterized. The record is from RefSeq and is a predicted model, not a curated record. NCBI's taxonomy places the organism in Eukaryota, Metazoa, Arthropoda, Insecta, Diptera, Tephritidae.